GGACAGGAGAUGAAUGGUCGAAGACAAGUCAAGCAACUCCACCUUGCAGCUAGCAUACGCUGAUUUCACUCCACUCAGCUACUCUACAAUAAACACAUCACAGGCGCAUCCUUUCAUCUUCCUCCUUCCAGUUCCAGAGCUCCCAGGAAGCUCAAACAGCCAAAAAUGGCGCCACCAUCACCGAAGAAUCCCAACCUUUACGGUUACCACCUCUGCUUCCUUCUCCUCAUGUUCUCGACCACCCUCUCAGCCGCUCUCUCCACCUCAUACUCCUCCGUCUGCCCUGACUUCACGUCCGCUCAGGACAUUCACACAGACCACAACGACACCCUUUCACUCACCCGUUCCUUCCAAAUCUCCACUGGUUACUUCCCCUCCGGCGGCGAGGGAGGCCUGUUCAUCGCUGAUGAUGACCUUUACAACAGCUACCGUUCAUUUUCCCUUUUCCCCCAUGGCGCCUCCCGCACUACCGACCAGGCUCUCCUUCACCUCAGCGCCACCCUCACCAUCAUCGGCCCCCGCAGUCGACGCACCUACCGGAGUAGUGGUUAUCGCCAUAAUUACACCCUUCCCGGGUCUAUCUCGUUCAUCCUCGACGGCUACUACUCCUCAGUCUCGCUCCAGCUCUGCAUGGUCGGCACGGGCACCGAGCAAGCCCCCGGUGGCUCUCUCAAACACUACCCGGACGUCGCUCUCCGCCUUCGCGUCCCCAGUCCUCCCAGCCUCACCGACCCCUUCGUGAACGGCACUCUAGAGGGCUCUGACGACUUCAGCACCAUCCAUCUCCUUGCGUACGCCGAGGGCGGCGACUACAAGUACGGCUCCCAGGGCGCAUAUUGUGGCACAUCUAGGCAGGAGGCCAGGGGCUCGUUCCAGGCGCUCGGCAGCAUCGGCUUCGCCUGGUGUGCCCACCUGAAAGAACAGCUCAUGACCUCUUACAGGCUGCAGGAGCACGGUGGUGGCAGCACGCUCCUGCGGCGGCUUGGCGAGCCGACGGCGAUGGACAUCAACCAGAUGCACUGCACCGAGGAUGGCGGCGUGCGCGCAUACGUGGUGUUCCCCAACCGUACCGGGGCCGAGAGUCCCAGGUUCUACUAUCGUCAACGACACUUCUUGGUUGACGAGGAGGCGGUGGUGGCCGAGGGGCGUUGGGACCGGGAUCAGGGCGUGCUUUGCCUCAGGGCGUGCCGGGUGGUGGGCUCGGCCUCGGCGCCAUCUGCUCUUGCGGUGCAAGAGCAUGAGUGCGGGAUCGGGAUGAGCUUCUGGUUCCCAGCCGUGUGGACGAUGCGGGACCGGAGCAUCGUGGCCGGGAUGCUUUGGAACUCGACACAAGAAACGACGGGCAACAAGGACGACGCUGGAGUGAUAAGAGCGUCCAGCAUCGAAGUCGCCGACCACAACCACAUGUUCAUCCAGGGCGACCACAGAAGCAGCAACCUCUCAGAUGUGAAAUACACCUACAACGACACGAUGCUUGAGGAGGCGAAGAAGCAUUAUGAUCUGAAAUUCAAGAAGGAGAAGAUGAGGGGGUCGCACUCGUUCCCGGGUAACUAUACUUACCGUGAUUUCGAAUUCCAGUUCUACGGGCAUAGAAUGGGGAGCGGACAAGCCUACCCGGUCACAAUUGGUUUGGUGAUGGUCUACGGAGAGAGGCUGGCUGCGGAAGAUUCUUUCACCAAACAGGCGGUGGUGGUUCACAAGAAGAAUGCUCUGCUGAGCGUCAGCUAUGAUAUACGGUAUUCCGCUCCACGGAAGCGUCCUAGGAUUACAAAUGGCUCGCUCGUGCUUACCCCUGAUGAAGAGCUGCGAAUCUCAGCAGAGGGUGUUUAUGAUCCCGAGAGGGGCAUCCUGUGCAUGGUUGGUUGCCGAGAGCACAAUGGCUCCACGGACUGUCAGAUACUGGUAACCGUCAAGUUUUCUUCUCUCGAUGCCAGGGCGCAGGGGCACGGCAGGGGAGUAAUCAGCAGCCUCAGAAAACAGACGGACAGUCUUUUCUUCGAGAAGAUCGACAUCCGUUUGUACGGGAUGUUUUCCAACCAACUGUCGGAGGCAGUAUCGAGGAUCGACUUGGAGAGCAUCAUGCUGGUGGCUUCCGCAACGCUGUCGUGCAUCUUCACCGUCCUGCAGAUCUUCCACACCAAGAAGAACCCCGAGGCGGCCCCGGCAACGUCGAUCACUAUGCUCGUGAUCCUCACACUGGGGUAUCUCACUCCUCUUGUGCUCAACUUUGAGGCAAUGUUCAUGAGCAGGAGGAGCCGGUACUUUGAGUACGCCAUGGGCGGGCCACUCGAGCUGAACGAAGUGAUGAUGAGGGCGCCUAUUCUGAUCGCCUUCGUGCUUCAGCUGCGCCUCCUUCAGCUUGCAUGGUCUGGUCGCUGCAAAUCAGUCGACCAGACGACGUCCUCGCCCGUCGUGUCGGAGAGGAUUGUGCUGCAGAUAUGCCUGCCGCUGUACAUGCUCGGAGCAGUCCUCGCCACGAUCAUCCAUGUGAUCAACGUCCGUGCAGCCAGGGAGGACCCAUUAGUCGUCCGCAUAGGAGGAGAGCCAGCCACGGUUUGGGAAGACCUCGUGUCAUACGCGGGGCUGAUACUAGACGGCUUCCUGCUACCACAGGUAAUUCUAAACACGUCACUGGCAAGUCCUGGAGUUCGUGCUAUCUCGCCGUGGUUUUACAUAGGGUGCACCAUGAACCGGGUGAUGCCUCACGUGUAUGAUGUAGUUAGGGGCCAGAUAUACAAGCAGAGCAUAAACCCCUCCGACCUAUACGCAAGCCCUCGUGCCGACCUCUUUGGUGUCGCGUGGGACAUCAUCAUACCGUGCGGAGCAGCGCUUCUGGCUGUGUUGUUGUUCAUGCAGCAGCGGCUUCGAGGCGCCCAGUCGCUUCCAUCACAGAGGAGAUCGGGUGGAUACGAGUUGGUCUCUACUCUCUAACAUCUGACUUAAAAUCAGGGCUACUCUUCUUCAGCAAAGAAAAUGAAAAUGUACCUCAAUAUAUUGUUGAAUGUCUCGUCCAUAUGCUCUUCAACGUUUUUGUAAUCUAUGUUCUUUCCUUAACGGAAAAAUUUGUCGGAGCUAUCAGCCAUGUUUUAUGCAUCAAAAUAAAGGAAGAACGGUCACGUGAAUGUCACUAGCUUUUUCUAUAAA
Molecule: messenger RNA, 3144 nt
Organism: Lolium perenne
Lineage: Eukaryota; Viridiplantae; Streptophyta; Magnoliopsida; Poales; Poaceae
Cellular component (GO): intracellular membrane-bounded organelle
Source: RefSeq, a predicted model, not a curated record